This is a messenger RNA of Heterocephalus glaber (naked mole-rat), 5373 nucleotides long. RefSeq names its product abhydrolase domain containing 13 (gene Abhd13). NCBI's taxonomy places the organism in Eukaryota, Metazoa, Chordata, Mammalia, Rodentia, Bathyergidae. Gene Ontology annotation, molecular function: palmitoyl-(protein) hydrolase activity. Gene Ontology annotation, cellular component: membrane. The record is from RefSeq and is a predicted model, not a curated record.
CCGGAGGCGGGCCGGGGCCGCUCCGGGAGGAAGGCGGGGAGCAGGUUAUGUGGGAGGUGGCGGGGGCGCUUGCCGGCGACGCCGAGCGCGGGCCGGAAGUGGGGUCGCCGAGCGCCACGCCGCAAGAGCUCCGGCCAGACCGUGGCGACGGCCGCCGCGGCCCCUCGGCUGGCGGGGGACGAUGAGGAGCGAGGGGAGUGGCGCGGGGCGACGCUACUGCGCGGCGCCCGGUUUCGUGGCCGCGGCCGACUGCGCAGCCCGCCCGCGACCCUGAGUCUGAAACUGUAAAACCAGGACCUUCUGCCGAAAUCCCUUGGGAUGGUGGAAUUCUUUUCACGUCGUGAACUACACGUGUUUAGGAGCUCUCCGGAGAUUCCAACAACUCCGUAACGCUGGGGACUUUCGGAGAGCGAUCAUGGAAAAGUCCUGGAUGCUGUGGAACUUCAUCGAAAGAUGGCUGAUAGCCUUGGCUUCCUGGUCUUGGGCUCUCUGCCGCAUUUCUCUCUUACCGUUAAUAGUGACUUUUCAUCUGUACGGAGGCAUUAUCUUACUUUCGUUAAUAUUCGUGUCAAUAGCAGGUAUUCUCUAUAAAUUCCAGGAUGUGUUGCUUUAUUUCCCAGAACAGCCAUCCUCUUCACGCCUUUAUGUCCCCAUGCCCACAGGCAUUCCACAUGAAAACAUUUUCAUCAGAACCAAAGAUGGAGUACGACUGAAUCUUAUUUUGAUAAGAUACACUGGAGACAGUUCGCCCUACUCCCCAACUAUAAUUUAUUUUCACGGGAAUGCAGGUAACAUAGGGCACAGGUUACCAAACGCAUUGCUCAUGUUGGUUAACCUCAAAGUGCAUCUUCUGCUGGUUGAUUAUCGAGGAUACGGAAAAAGCGAAGGGGAAGCCAGUGAAGAAGGACUCUGCUUAGAUUCGGAAGCUGUGCUUGACUAUGUGAUGACCAGACCCGACAUUGAUAAAACGAAAGUUUUUCUUUUUGGCCGUUCCUUGGGGGGGGCGGUGGCUAUUCAUUUGGCUUCUGAAAAUUCACAUAGGGUUUCAGCCAUUGUGGUGGAGAACACGUUUUUAAGCAUACCGCAUAUGGCCAGCACUUUAUUUUCCUUCAUCCCAAUGCGUUACCUCCCUUUGUGGUGCUACAAAAACAAAUUUUUGUCCUACAGAAAAAUUUCUCAGUGCAGAAUGCCUUCGCUUUUCAUCUCCGGGCUCUCUGACCAGUUAAUCCCGUCAGUGAUGAUGAAGCAGCUCUAUGAGCUCUCCCCAGCUCGGACUAAGAGACUGGCCAUUUUUCCGGACGGGACUCACAAUGACACGUGGCAGUGCCAAGGUUACUUCACUGCGUUUGAGCAGUUCAUCAGGGAAGUCGUCAAGAGUCACUCUCCUGAGGAAGUGCCGAAAACUUCAUCCAAUGUGACGAUUAUAUAGUGUCUCUCUUGGGCUGAUGCGUUGUAUUUUAAUUUGUGCAGAAGGGUAAAGAAUGUUCCUUCCCAGAAGCGCGUUAUGUUUUACUUGUCUGAAAGUGACAUUAAACUUAAAAAGCACCACGGUGCCCCUUUAUGGUGAUCCAGAUCGCUUUUUACAUGUGAAGAACUAUAAUUCUUGGGGUUCUUUCAUACAUUUUCAUCAAAACUUUGAAUGUGGGUGUGUAUCCAUAAUUUUAGUUUAAUAUGUCAGUGUAAUAGAGAUUAUUCAAAAGUCUCUUGUUGCUUAAGUGGUAUAAUCUGCUACACUUAGGUGCAUAGCUGGGUGUGGAAGGCGAUGUGUAAACAAGAAACCUUUGGGUGUAAUUCCUUUAGUAAAUACUGGGACAAUCAUGGUAAGCAAACUUAGUUCUAUAACUGUAUUUUUCACCUUACAAGUUAAAAUGAAAUGCAUGAUGGUAUUUUAUUCUUGACUUAUGCAAUGCAGCAUUUUUAAUGUAAAUAGCACUGGUCAUAGCCCAAUGUAUAUGGGUACCUGGGUUAUAUCUAUUUUUAUGUAAACUAUUUUGGUUUUGGCAGGAAAUGAAAUGAGGCCUGUGCGCAGGUUGCCAUUAAAUUUGUUCUGGUGAAUGCUGAGAUCCUGCUUUUUCUUACAAAUAAAGGGGACCCUGUUUUCCAAUAUAAAUGUACCAUGUUUCUUAGGAGAUGCAGUCUGGAUCAUUGCAGAUAGAAACCGAAACUUAGAAUUUAUUGCAGCUUUCUGUGCACAUUUUUAACAUUUGUAAUUUUGAUGGCAAAGAGAAUUUUAGCUUCUGUGAGUUUUGUAAGUCUCCAGCUAAAUCGCUAGUAGGGGUCAUAGUGAAAAACUUGCUUAAGACUUCAGUUAGGGAGACUUAUUACAUGCCUGUGCAUACCAUUUCAGCAAUUCUCACAUUUGACUUUUAAAUUCCAGUACCUAGGAUAUUCCUAACCCAUGAAAGGCCAAGAGAACAUUUAUUGGACUUUUUGAAGAUAAAUAAAAGUUACAAAACAAAAGAAUGUGGUUAGCUUAAUGUUCCAUUUGCUAUGAACUAGAGCUACAUCAAAAGACAGCUUUAGAAAGUCUUAUAUUUUUGUGUUUGAAUUUUUUACAUGUGAGAAUGAAGGAAGUCUAGAGCUUUUUGGCACAACUUAUGACCACAUCUAACAAUUAAAUGGCUAUAGGUGGGAAGUAUUUAGAUACACAGAAAAGUAAGAAAAAUCUUACAAAGAGAAGUCCCUUAAACCUUGAAGGAUUUACCUUAAUAAAAUAUGAGCUACAAGGUAGAAUUGUGCCAGGUUGUUUCAAGCAGACUUCAAAACCUGGGUGUCACUGAGCUCUGCAUUAUGAUGUCCGCGCUAACGUGAUAUCUUAAUAUUUUAGCUGUCUUUGUUGGGUUUCUGCAGGCAGCUAGAGCAGAGAAACAAGGAGUCAGUAAUCUUGACCUUAAUUUAAAACUUUUUCUGUGGAGGUAGGGCUAGAAAUACUUUUGCCAAAUAGCAUCUUUAUCAUUCACUUUAUGCUAGUAUUUAGAAAAAAAUAAAUUAUAACAAGAAUAAUUUCUAAAGAUUAAUGGUUUUCUAUAAAUUAUUAAUUGUAAAAAGUCUUUUUAAAAAGAGUUGGUAAUGCAUAUCAUGGAAGGUGUAUUUUGUAUGUAUAAAUUCACAACAAUUAAAGGCUACUUUUUAUCUUGUCAACAUUGCUAUGUGGAAUGACUGGUAAAUAGUAAUGUAUUAAAAAACCCUAACAACAAAAUGUAUAUUUAGACAUGAGCUUUCUUGGCACACAUACUUGUAUCAGUUUUUAAAGUUUACAAAAUACUGUUACGUUUUCACAGAUCAUUUAGUCCCCAGCACUGUGGAAGGAUUUAUCAACUUCAGUUGUAAACAUGCUGAUGAAGUAUAGAAUCUUCCUCUUUGUCAGCAUUACUUUAUGCUGCUUUUUUCUCUCCCCCCCCCGCUCCAGGCUUGAGGCUUAUGAUCCUGUUCCCCCUUUUCUUUUAAGCCAGAACUUCAGAAGUUGUAGAGCACUGUGUUUUUCACUCUCCACCUUCAUUCUCCUCUUCAGGGCCUCUGCCUCUGCUGCCUUCUGUGUUUGAGGCUUUCCUGAGAGGAGCAGGUGGAAAGCAAGUUCAUGCUUCAGGGCCUUGAAGCCCAUGGCUUAAUGUUUGAAAGCAUCUCUGAUUUUGCGGUCGGGGCAUUUGGUCUUGGUACAGCAUGACUCCUGUAUGAGUCACACCUGUGUGCCAGCCUGUCUCUAGUUGGAAGGGAAGUGUAUCCGUCUGGAUUGCUGAUCUGUGGCCCAUUUAUACAGCAACAGCCAGAGAAGUUCCUAAGUGAAUUGUAAAUUAUUAAGCUACUAUCAAUUUAGAAAUACUUAGAUCUUAAAUAUGACAAGAUAAACUCAUUGAGGAAAAAAAUCCAUUAUUUUGAAGACAAUUAUGGGGGGCAGAGAAGACUGAUUUUUUUAAAAGGAGCUAAAAGUGCUACCAACUAAGGGAGAAAAUAAUUCGUAACCAGUAAAACAAUACUAAUAGCAUAGAAACAACCAGACGAGAAAUGUGAGGUAGCCAGCCUUAGGAGGAGUGACCGGUGAAAUUGGUGAAAAGAUAACUGCAGAACAGCUUUGCACGCAAAGCCUUUCUAACAAGGGGAGUGACUGAGGAUCUGCCAUUGCAUCUACCUUAUGGCUUUGCAGUUAGGUAACACGAUCGUUUCACUAAGUACUGUUCCGAAUUUUGUCACGGAGAAGCUUAAAUUUGUGAUGAGCUGUAAUUACACAACUCAGCUGUGGCAGUGUGUCACUGGAGUAGGUAGAGUGCAGUGCUUAUUUCUGAGAAUUCCUACCAUCUGAUGUUUAUUCACUCCUCUGUUAAGAUUCGGCUUGGGUGCGUGUCGGUUUGGUGGAAUGAAGAAUGAAGGCCGUAUUUGUUGGAUUUCAUGUAAAUGAUCUUGCAAGCCUAAGCAGCAUGGUGGUUUGUGUCUGUGACUCCUUUCCCUCCUCAGGGUGGGAGUGAAUACAUGAUCUGUGAGAAGGAUGCUGCAGGAGUCACUUUUUCCUUUUGGUCAUGCUUCAGACACUGAAAUCCUCCGUUCAUCUUCCUCUCCUUUUUCCUAUUGUGUUUGAUAAUUGUGGAAUAACAACUGUGAAAGGAAAAAUUAGUUACAAGUAACCCUUUUGGAUUAUUCACUUAAAUUUGUGUAUUUUCAUAUUACUCAGGUAAAGUUGGAAAUGACAGAGCACAGACAUCUAUUUUUAAAACUGAUAGAGUAGAAAAUGGAAAGUACUUCUGUUUAUUCUUCCUGCCAUAUGCACACAUCACCUUAGCUAGUCAGAAAUAAUAAUAUAUUCAUUUGUAUGAUGAAAUAAAUAGUUGUCGUAAUUCUAGUGGAUACAUUUUUGCCAAGUGGCACAAAUAUACCUCCAUUUAUAUUUUGUAUCUUAAAAAUGUAGUUUAAAAAUAGGACUGUAUAAGCGCCACUUUUUUACAAAAAGUGCCGUAUAUACAUAUUUAACGGGUGUGUGUUGAACAUAAUUUAUAGUAUAAUUUCUGUCAGUACAGCAUAUACUGAAAAUUCAAGUUUUCAACAUACCCAAGUACAUUCAGGAUAAAGUAAAUUGAUCAAACCUAAUAAUGUAAAUCACUUGUUAUUUGUCAUAUUUUAUUUGAAAUCGUAAUACAGUUUUAUAACUCAGAUUUGAAUGUCAUCAUACAUUGUAUGCUGUCCAUGGCAAGCAAACAUUUACAUUUUUUUUUACUAUAAAUUUCUUUUAAAAUAUACUUUGUAUUUUCUGUAGUGACAUAUGCAAUAAAUUGAUACAUUAAAAGUUUGAUUAAUGUCAAAACAGUUUGUAUUCAAUCUUUUAAAAAUUUUUCUGUUAUUGUGAAAUCUAUCAUAGGACAUUAAAGUUUCUUCUAAUUGUUAAAA